Periconia digitata is the source of this 944-nucleotide messenger RNA. The record is from the annotation of a GenBank genome assembly. Lineage: Eukaryota; Fungi; Ascomycota; Dothideomycetes; Pleosporales; Periconiaceae.
AUGGGUCGCGUCGCGUGGAAUCAUACGCAUUGGUAUAACAGAACGGCUGUCAAAGUAUUGGCUGCGACACACGCGCAACAAGAUUCCCUCGAGGAAACGAGUCGAGCAAAGCUAUACUCGUAUGGUGCUCCUCAGUUCGCACCAUGCUUGUAUGCCGUUCUUCUGUUCGGAAUAACCGUUGUAUUGCGAAGGAUACAAUUGUACUCAGUUCCUAUAACUUCCUUUCCGCUGACGGCGUUCUUGGUACCCAUUCUCCACGCACUUGAUAAGAGAUCAAAAACACCCCAAAAGGAACAUACGGCAGAUUUCUUUGGAUCCACCACGUUAGCUUUUUCAUCGCCCACUGCUGAGAUCUCAGCUCAGCCGGACGUCUAUGAUUGUGACACAAAACUUGACGUCUGCAGCAGACUACGAAUCGCUAUCUGGUUAAGGGUCUCUAUCGUGUUGAUGACGGGUGCUAGCUUGACCUCUAGAACAGAAGCCCAGUUGUCAAUAUUCGUGAUUCUUCGGAAAUUAGACACGACACAAACACCUAGGUACAAAAUGACCACAUAUUAGUAUGGUUUAAAGCCUUAACCUCAGUGCAUAUCGGCAAGCACAGUCAUAUUGGCGUGUUAACUUCCCUACACGGCUCGGGAUUGUACCGCAGAACAGUCUUACCGGUAGGGCGAUAACAAAAGGUGAAACAACUAAGUAGUGGAAGAGACAUCCGCCAAUUUUACUAUGCCACCGUCUAUAGCACGCGGCGGGACAAACUCUCCGUCAACCAGAAAGUACAUGACUCAGAUUUAGUGAUGGCCCUGGAUAUGAAUAUGAGCAUAUGCCACUCGAUCAUCUUGACUCGUCGGCGGGGAUAUCGCCCCAUCGAGCGAACGGACCGAAUCCCAGAUCUCAACGCCGUAAUUUCCGUCAACUUUGUAGUCGUACUUGUGGGUCUCCACCAA